This is a messenger RNA of Exophiala xenobiotica, 974 nucleotides long. RefSeq lists its product as uncharacterized. Lineage: Eukaryota; Fungi; Ascomycota; Eurotiomycetes; Chaetothyriales; Herpotrichiellaceae. The coding region runs from base 111 to 770 and encodes 219 amino acids. The transcript has a single exon. Gene Ontology annotation, cellular component: cytoplasm; membrane; cytosol. Gene Ontology annotation, molecular function: ceramide 1-phosphate binding; ceramide 1-phosphate transfer activity. Gene Ontology annotation, biological process: intermembrane lipid transfer; ceramide transport. The record is from RefSeq and is a predicted model, not a curated record.
CGACAAACUUGACUUGUCUACCGUGUCCCUACUCCUCAUUUCUACCUACCUGUUAGCAUUCACUUAAUCUGCGUAUCCUGUCCUUUUCGCCUGCAUACCACCCACCGACCAUGUCCACCGUUCAGAUCCCCGCCGGCAAGACCUGGUUCGACACGCACAAAGUGCACUUUGAAGAUGUGCCCAUCUCCGCCGACGACCAGGGGAUCUCGACCACCGAAUUCCUCAAUGCCUCCGAAGCCACCACCACCCUCUUCGACCUCUUGGGCUCGGUGGCCUUCACGCCAGUCAAGAACGACAUGAUGACUAACGUGACCAAAGUCCGCGAGCGGCAAAAGGCCGCGCCCCAGGGCUCCUCGGACACGCUGCAAGCACUCUGCAAAACCGAGCUCGCCUCGAAAUCCCACAAGGCUACCGAGGGACUGCUGUGGCUGGUCCGGGGUCUCGACUUCACUGCACAAUCGCUGCGCGCAGAUCUCACGAGCAAUGCGGCCGUGGCGCCGACAGAGGCCAAACCAAACAAAGAGUUGGCAGACGGGUUCAGAGCAGCCUACAAGAACACGCUGGCACCGCACCACGGAUUUCUGAUCAAGCCAAUUUUCAGUGCGGCUAUGAGUGCCACGCCGUACAGAAAAGAUUUCUACGUCAGGUUGGGAGGUCAGGGGACUGAUCCAGAGACCGUGAGACAGGCACUGGAGAAAUGGGUGUCUGCGUUGGAGAAAAGGGUCGAGAUUCUGAAAACAUUUCUCGCUAGCAAGGAGGCCAAAUGGUAGGAGCAAGGAUAGGGAAAUUUGAGAUCGAUCAGAUGCAGAAGUGCGCUCGAGCCAGUAGGCCAGGCCAGGCUCGCACAGAAGAGGAAGGAAUAUAUCUAAGACACGGGACAGAGGAAGAUAUGAUGAAGCCACGAGAUAGAUUGCAGCUCGUUCCGCAAGUUCCACGCUCUGAUACCUUUGCUCUUUCGCAUUUUUAUCUUCGAC